CUCUGCAUCACACCGCCUUCUUUAUAAAUUUAGAGCUGAGAAUUCGAUUCGGUCGUCAAUCUAAUCGAUCUAUUUAGUAAUACUUUGUAUUUGUGUCUGUAAGACGAGACUACACACAUUAUUAUUUUUGAAACAUCUGCUUGGUCUUUAUUUGAGUGGUGUGGAAUAUGGGUGUCAUGGCUCUUUUAGAAAGUUUGAAGGAGGCAGCAGCAACUAUUCGCCGGCCCAAGAAACUUAAGCAAUUUCAGACGGUUGAGUUGAGAGUUCGUAUGGACUGCGAGGGGUGCGAGAGAAUAGUGAGGAAGUCGGUAGAAAAUAUGAAAGGCGUGACAUCGGUGGAAGUGGAUAGAAAGCAAUUCAAAGUGACAGUAACGGGGUACGUGGAUGCGAAUAAGGUGUUGAAGAGGGUGAGAAGAAAAACGGGGAAAAAGGCAGAGAUGUGGCCAUACAAGCCCUACAAUCUGGUUUCCCAACCAUAUGCUCCUCAAGUCUAUGAUAAAAAAGCUCCUGCCGGUUAUGUAAGGAACGCGGAACCCACCUUCCCCAAUCCUGACAAAACUGAGGAAAAAUACACCCAUGUCUUCAGCGACGACAAUCCACACGCCUGUUCAAUCAUGUAGAUUUUGAUGCUCUGCUCUCUUCUGUUCAAUUAUGUAUUACUGUUCCAAUUCAAUUCAUUGUUUUCAAUCUGUUACUCUGUUCCAGCUCUACCAUGACAAGGGAGGCAAACAGUUACAUAGGAUAAGAUGGGUUUGUUUCUUGUGGGGGGGCUAAGCUGUAAGAAACGGACUAACAGUGAGAAGAAAAGAGCGAUGGAAGUGGCGAGUGACUCCUGGCGAGCUUGGUAAAGCCAGAUGUCUUUUGCUGCCGGAGAGUUUGCUAUUGUAUAUGCAAGAUGUAAAGUGGUAAAAAAUUGUAAAUUUCACACAAUUUUAUCUAGACAUUUCUUUAAUUUUA
Cryptomeria japonica (Japanese cedar) is the source of this 957-nucleotide messenger RNA. RefSeq names its product heavy metal-associated isoprenylated plant protein 27. The transcript is spliced from 3 exons. Gene Ontology annotation, molecular function: metal ion binding. Bases 168 to 620 code for a protein of 150 amino acids. Lineage: Eukaryota; Viridiplantae; Streptophyta; Pinopsida; Cupressales; Cupressaceae. The record is from RefSeq and is a predicted model, not a curated record.